UGAUGUGUGCGAGGCCAUUCGUCUGAGAGUGUAUCUGGGCGACUCGGCGAAAGAAAAAAAAUAAUCUCUUUGAAAUUAAUUCAUAAAUCUUGCAGAAAGCAACCAGGCCAUUUCUUUCUAGUGAGCUUACGGUCCUUUAUGGUUUUCGCGCGGUGUUUUGCUGUGUAAGGGGAACAUAUGCUUGAGGGGAGAAGAAGGGCGGGAUUGAUGCAUUUUACUAUAUUUUCGGGUUUUAUCUAUCAUCUUUGCUAAAUAUUGAGUAAAAAAGAAAAGAAAAGCAAGGUUGCUUACAUCUCGUCGAUCAUAUUGCUAGUUCUUGCCGGGGCCUACUCUUGUUCGGUGCUGUGUUGUUGAAUCAUGGGGGUGGCUAUGUAUUUUUGUCCUGGGUUUAUUGUUUCAUUGUAGCUUCAGGAGUAUCAGCAAUAAGACUGCACUACAUCGGCAGAAUCUGAUGAAACAAAAGGAAUUUGAUAAACUCAACCACACAGUACCAUAGCGUGUUUCUCCGCGUACUUUUCCUGGUCACUCGAGGUACCUCUACACCCCCCCACCCUCCUUCUCUGUUUCUCCCCCUCCAUCCCUCCUGUCGAGCGCAGACUCGGAAACAAACCCCAGUCAGCCGAGCCCCGGUCUGAGAGAGGGCCCCUUGUGUGUUCUGCCUCCUGCGUGGUCGGUGUGUGGCGUCUGCCUCCCGGGGAAGCCCCAGCAUGUCCUCCAUCCUGCCCUUCACCCCGCCCGUGGUGAAGCGUCUGCUGGGCUGGAAGAAGUCCGCGGGCGGGGCGGGCGGGGCUGGCGGCGGGGAGCAGAACGGCCAGGAGGAGAAGUGGUGCGAGAAGGCGGUGAAGAGCCUGGUGAAAAAGCUGAAGAAGACGGGCCAGCUGGACGAGCUGGAGAAGGCCAUCACCACCCAGAACUGCAACACCAAGUGUGUCACCAUCCCCAGCAAUUGCUCUGAAAUUUGGGGACUGAGUACACCAAAUACGAUAGAACAAUGGGAUACCUCAGGCCUUUACAGCUAUCCUGACCAAACCAGGUCCCUGGAUGGGCGGCUGCAGGUCUCUCACCGUAAGGGUCUCCCCCACGUCAUUUACUGCCGCCUGUGGCGAUGGCCCGACCUCCACAGCCACCACGAGCUGCGUGCCAUCGAGCCCUGCGAGUACGCCUUCAACCUGAAGAAGGACGAGGUCUGCGUCAACCCCUACCAUUACCAACGGGUGGAGACGCCAGUGCUGCCUCCCGUGCUCGUGCCGAGGCACACGGAAAUCCUGACCGAGCUCCCCCCGCUGGAUGACUACACUCACUCCAUACCCGAGAACACCAACUUCCCCGCUGGGAUCGAGCCCCCAAACAACUACAUACCAGAGACCCCACCCCCUGGAUACAUCAGUGAGGAUGGAGAGACCAGUGACCAACAGAUGAAUCAAAGUAUGGACACAGGUUCUCCCGCAGAACUGUCACCUAGUACACUCUCACCUGUCAAUCACAGCAUGGAUCUUCAGCCAGUGACUUACUCAGAGCCUGCCUUCUGGUGCUCGAUAGCGUACUACGAGCUGAACCAGCGCGUGGGGGAGACUUUCCACGCCUCCCAGCCCUCACUCACUGUGGACGGAUUCACAGACCCCUCAAACUCAGAGCGCUUUUGCCUGGGCCUGCUCUCCAAUGUCAACCGGAACGCCACCGUGGAGAUGACCCGGAGGCACAUAGGAAGAGGCGUGAGGCUGUACUACAUCGGCGGGGAGGUGUUUGCUGAAUGUCUGAGUGACAGCGCCAUCUUUGUUCAGAGUCCAAACUGUAAUCAGAGGUAUGGGUGGCACCCUGCCACUGUCUGCAAGAUCCCUCCAGGGUGUAAUCUGAAGAUCUUCAACAACCAGGAGUUUGCCGCGCUGCUGGCUCAGUCAGUGAACCAGGGCUUUGAGGCCGUUUACCAGCUCACUCGGAUGUGUACUAUUCGAAUGAGUUUCGUCAAAGGUUGGGGAGCUGAGUACAGACGACAGACUGUGACGAGCACUCCUUGCUGGAUCGAGCUGCACUUGAACGGGCCCCUGCAGUGGCUGGAUAAAGUUCUGACCCAGAUGGGCUCUCCCUCUGUGCGCUGUUCUAGCAUGUCAUAAACGCAGCUGGGACAGCAAACCGCGCCCCACCCCGACCCCGUGUGACCAUGAACAGACGAAAUAGAAAAAAAGAAGAAACAACUAAAGGAAAAAAAAACAAAAAAAACACUUGAUAUAACCAGUCUUUCAUAGUAUUUGUGACCCUGCCCCCCCCCCCACCUCCACCCCAACCAAAACCCCAAAACUCACACAGACUUUUUCACUGUUCAGAAUAGAACAUGGCACUUGCUGACCCCAUCAGCUUCAUGCACCUUGUUUAAUUAUUUUCCCAAAAACCCUGAAUAUGAAUCUUAUUAGUAGUCCAAAUGAAAUGUAUCCUGAUUGAGAAGUCCAGGGACUCAUUGUUGCAGACUUGGGGAGGGGGAGGGUGGGAGCCAUAGCGGAGGACGUUUGAUAUUUGACACAGUAUUAUAGUUUUGACUAUUUUCUGUUGACGGAAGUAUAACAAUUUUCUGUGCAGAAUUGUGCAAGAGCUGCACACCUGUUGUAUUAUUUAUCAGCUGGACCAAGGGGUUACUUUGUUGCAAAAUAUUUCUGUCCCACAAAAUUAAUUCAGUAACAGAAGCCUUUUGCUUUGAAGCUAAGUUUAAACGAUAGCAGCCAUGAUUUUUCGAUAUCUUAAUAUUUCUCUGAAAGGAAUGCAAAAUUCAGGCCCAUCUUUUUAUACAAAUGUUAAAUUCUACCCCGUUUCCCCCCCACUCUUAGAAUGUUGCCUUUUUAUUCCAGACGUGUGCUGUUAUAAGACACACUUAUUGAUGAACAGAUAGGAAUGUUAACGACAAAAUAAAGUACAGAAACAACCAUGACUUGACCGUGACCAUGAUUUGGGCCUUUGGUCAGUGUGUGGCAUUGUCCCUUUUUUCCAGUGCUCUCUUAUCCUGUCAUCUAUUGGGCAUGUUAGGUGAACAUCACACCUGUUACAGGUCUUUGGGGGUCCAGUCACAUUUCAGUCAGACCAGGGCCAGACAUGCAGAAUAUGGUGAAGACCGCUUUUAGAACCUUUAAUGAUUCACUCUUAAUAGCUUGAAGGAUAACUGAGGGUAAUGGCAAAUAUCAUCCUACACUGGCGAGAUCUUUUUUGUUUUUGUUUUUCUUUAUCUACUUUUUGUAUUCUCAUGUAUUUUUAUAUAUAAAUAUAUUUAAAAUCUCUGUAGCUUGCUCACUUUUUAUUGAAAUUGAAUAUUUUUUAGACUGUCCUGUUUUUAAGAAGAGCCUCACAAUCUAUGAAAGCGUGACUCAUUCCCAGUACAUGUGGUUACUGUGGGUUAGGGUUAGGUUUGUGGUAGGGUUGUGGGUUCUCACUUUUAAGUCCGUUUCCAGUAAAAUCCAUUGCCUUGGUCAGCACACUGCCCCUGAUACGAAAAAAUAAAUUCCUGAAGUAAUUAUUUACAUUUCCUAAUGGAAAAAAUGUACGGGUGCAAUAAAAUUUAUGGCCACUAGAACUUAAAAUGCCUUUUAUUCCAACCUCAAUCUACAUAGAAUAGUGUUUUUUUUUUUGUUUUUUUGUUUUUUUAAACUCUGUGUAACUUCUGGUCAUGUUGCUCAUGAAGUGCAGUACAGUGCUUCUUCAUUUUGUUGCGGCGUGGCUUUUUGAAACCCUUUCACUCCAUGCUCUUACGAAUAAUUUUCCCCCAAAGCCCGUGGGUGCUUACCGGGGAACAGAAAAAAAGAAAAAAAAGAAUAAAAAUAAAAAAUACAACAAAAUGUCAAAUGUUAUGGAAACUCGGCAGUGUUCCAUCAGCUGGAAUUGGGAAGGACUAGAGCCAGGCUCCUCUGCGGGAGGAUGUGAUGUUUGUGCGCGCGUCUCUAUAUAUGUACAACAUACUAACAACUGUGAUCUCGCCCUGUCAUUCUUCGCAUUUAAUAGCAGUGGCAGGAUUUUUUAAAACGUCUGUUUCCCCCACCUUCCCUCUUCCAUUUUGUUGAGUUGAUGAUCUUAUUGCACUAGUGAUUGUACUUUGUAAGUGCAACUAGUGAGUUUAGAUUUGGAGAACAAAACGACAUGGCCAGUGUUAAUGUUUUGAUUCGGUGGCCACAUAGACACAGCGAGAGUAUCCUGCUUGCUAUUGAAGACAGUGAGGAAAGGAAACCGAACACAACUGAACGUGGACCAGACAUACAUAUGUGUGUAUAUAAUUAUUUUUAAUUUUGGCAAAGCAUUUAACAGUUGGUGCGCUUGUUUUACCAGUAGAGGGAUGUAUUGGUAGAACAGUCGAAUUACAGACUAUAAGCUUUUCAGGUGUGUUGCAUAUGCAGACUUCAUGAAUACACUAAUAAAGGUUUUUAUUCUCAUGA
Conger conger (European conger) is the source of this 4406-nucleotide messenger RNA. RefSeq names its product SMAD family member 2 (gene smad2). Bases 708 to 2111 code for a protein of 467 amino acids. The transcript is spliced from 11 exons. Lineage: Eukaryota; Metazoa; Chordata; Actinopteri; Anguilliformes; Congridae. The record is from RefSeq and is a predicted model, not a curated record. Gene Ontology annotation, cellular component: heteromeric SMAD protein complex. Gene Ontology annotation, molecular function: I-SMAD binding; RNA polymerase II cis-regulatory region sequence-specific DNA binding; DNA-binding transcription factor activity, RNA polymerase II-specific. Gene Ontology annotation, biological process: anatomical structure morphogenesis; regulation of transcription by RNA polymerase II; cell differentiation.